ACAAACUAUCCAGUAAAAUAUUUUUUGUCACAAUCUUUCACAUUUGCGUGUUAUUUUAUUGGUGAGCGCUGGGUUUAAUUUAUUGUGUGUUUAAUAUAUGAACAGUUGGACAACACACACAGAAGUGAAGCUGUGCUGAACGUUUGUUUUUAGUUGCGUGUUUAAUUAUGACAGUUAACGUUAGCAUUCCGCCAGCUAGCUAAUGCGUUCAUAAAUAAACCGUUUUUAGAAGGACUUGUUGAGAUUGGCACUUCACUACAACCUCUAGAUAACUCUGGCCACGAACCAGCCGGCUUGUCGUUAUUUAUAGUUUUGGUGCUUCAGAGAUGUAAGCUAAGCUGUUGUGCUGCUCUCAAAGGUCAUGAGUCAACGAGAGGGGCGGAGUCAUUCUCUAUCGGAGAAUGAAGAGGAGGGAUCCGAUGAGAGGGCCACACCCCUUUCUGCAAUUGCUCCAGAGGCUGAUGAUCAUUAUAAACAACCCACUGUGAUAUCAUCAAAUCCAGCUUUACACUGCCUGGACCAGCUUUUCUCAGAGGGAAAGAUCAGUGGAGCAAAGGUGGCUCAUCUUAGGGCCAGCUUCAACCUCUUACAUCAAGCUCUGAAAAGUUCUCAGGAGUCAGAAAUGCAGUUGCUGCAAGAGGCAAAGGCCUUCCGCACUAAGCUGGAACAGCAGAACCAGGAGCUGGAGAAAGCAGAGCUGUUUCCUGACGGACAAGACACAGAAGUCAGCGGCCUGAAACAGAAGCUUCUCCAGUCCUACAAUGAGCUGAAAGAGUAUGAGGAGAGAGAUUACCACAUGCAGUUCCAGCUUGAAUGUCUUAAAGAAGAGAAGCUUUAUCUUCUGAAAGAGUACCAAAACCAGCCUAAACCAGCUGAGCUGGAAAGGAGGUACAUGACACUGAAGGAGAGCUGUGAGGACAUGAGAAAAGAGACCAUCCAACUGAGAAAGGAAGUGAAGACUUUAGCUGAAAAUGUGGAGACACAACAGAAGCAUAUAGAUAUAGAACGUUGUGAGCUCGAUGAGUUUAAAAACCUUGUUGAGAUCAGCGAGGGUGAGCUGGCUCAGGUGUGCCUCAUACCUGUCCAGCUGCAUAAGGAGGUCAACAGGGUUGCCCACAAGAAAUCGGAGUUAGAAAACCAGGUGGCUGUGAUGGACAAACAACGUUUGAACCACAUGGAGCACCAACAGAUGAUAGUGGCGAAGUGCGAGAAGGUGAAGGAGGCCCAAAGGGAAGUUCUUCAAGAAUUGGAUGGCUAUAAAGCUCAGCUAAUGGCUGCACAGAGUAAACAAGAGAGACUUCUCAAGGAGCUGCAGAUGACCAAGGAAAAAGAGGCCAUCUUCAUGGAUCAAAGGGGUAUACUGGAAAUUAACAUGGAGCAGAUUGCGGCCGACUGCAAGUCUAUGCGUGAUAAGCAGGCCCGAGACACGAGACUGAAAGACAGACUCAUUCGAGUCCUGAAGAGAUAUGAACUGCAGUUGAUACAGUCCAGCGAUGCUCUCAUUCACACUCAACAGCAGCAUGCCAGGACGCAGGCUCAGAGGGAUGAAGUCCCAGAUGGUGAUUGCUUCUUGACGAAAAGAAGAGAUCUUGAAAAGGAAGUCGAGGACCUAAAACGGAGUUUGAUUAUCAAGCAGUCGAUGGCAGGGUUGAAGGUCCAGCUAGUUGAAGAGUAUUUGGAGCAAGAGCAAGCUCUCGUAGGAGAGUCUCAUCGCCGCAGAGACGAGCUGCAUCACCUCCAUCGUCUUAUACUCAUCAAAGCAGACGAGAGAGAGCACAAGAGCCGAGAACUCCUCAAAGCACAGCUUAAAUAUAAGCGAUCCAAGCAGGAUCUACAGGGAAAAGGACUGGUUCUCCAAGAACACAAGAAACUUAGCCAAGAGACCAAAUCAAGGCUGAAUGUAUUUGCUAAACUUUAUGAAGUCACCAAAGGAGAGCGAAACAAAUAUAUGAGCCUGAUCCAAAUCUCAAACCAGAACUUGGAAGAAGUAAAAGAGAAGUUGAUUAAACUAGAGGAAGACUUUCAGAUUAUGCAGCCGAUUGCUAUGAACAAGGACAAGAUACUUCAGAAAUUCCGUCUGCAACACGCUCAAAGCUACAAGCUCAGAGACCAUACAAACAAUGUGAUCUCUAGGAUCUCUCAGGUUCUGCAGGAAAUGCACCAGAAACGAGAGGAGCAGAAGCUGAAUCUCAGAAAACGUGUGACAACAAUCAGCAGACAGGAGCAAAACCUGUUGCAUCUGCGAAAGAGCUACGAGGCUGCAAUGCAUGGUCGAAACAACUGGGGUGUGCAGCUUGUGGAAAGAGAACAGGAGCUGUGUGUUUUUUACGAGAGGCUAAAUAAACUGAACGGUGCCAUGCAAGAAGACAACAAGAAGAUCGAGGUCAUGGAGGAUGAGAUCAAAAAGCUGAAGAUUCUCCAGAAGGACCAGGACAGACAGAUCAACUUGCAAAGACAACAGCUGUCCUGCAUUCGGGCCCUGCAGGAGGAGAGCACUCAUUUACAGAUACAGCUGUCUGAGAGCCAAGACAAAGUGAAGGAGCUAGACAAAGCUGUAGGGGAUGUCAACAGAGCACAAGAGCUGAGUGGAGAACAUCCAUCACCUGAGGACCUCCUCAAGAAGAUAGAAGAGUUAGAGAUUCAGCUGACAGCGAAAGAAGCUCAGCUCUUGGAAAUGGAACUGGUGUACGAGCAGGUCAACCACCUGUCCCAGCAGAUCAGAACCAAAGCUGAGAAUGGUAAAGAAGAUUCACUUCAUCUGGCUAAAAAAGUGAACGAACUACAAGCUCAGAUCAGAGAGCGCACUCAUAAAAUGAUGGCCGUGGUGGCGGAGCUGUCCAUGUGGCAGGUGGAGUCUAUGACCCUUCAGCAGGAGAUAAAGGAAAAGGAAACACAUCUGGACUCGUGUCAGAUGCGUCUGGAGCAGGGCCUGCCCCCCUCAGACGCCAUAGAGCAGGAGUGGCUGCGAUGUCUCCGGGAUCAGCACACACGCCAGGCUGACGCCGAGAGAAAAGCAAAUCUGGCUGAAGAAGAUGAGUGGAAGCAGCUUCCAAGUGGUGUUUAUACCACGGCUGAGCUUCGACCCAACGCUUACAUCCCCACGGACGAUCCUUUACCUGUGCCCAAACACUACGGAGCCCUAGCCCCCUUCAAACCAACCGAGCCUGGUGCCAACAUUCGCCACAUCCGCAAACCGAAACCCAAACCUAUUGAGAUUUAGAGGAAGUCCCUCCUGCAAACCUGCUGAGAUAGCGUUCUGACGUACUCUCUGGAGAUGCAAGCGGAGGUGACGGGGUGAUCCCACUGCUGUCUCACUUUCUCCAUACACUAAAAACAUCACAGCAAUCUUCAUUAACGCUUGGAAAUGCAUAAUCCAAAUGUCUCCAAAACAAGGAGUGUGAUCGGAUGACUGCAUUGGAAUGGAGACCAGCUGAAAUAUUUAGCAAGGGGGUCACUGUACUUUUUGCAUGCCUCCAGACUUGGCCGCAGUAGGACUAUAAAACAAAGACUGAAGCCCAAGAACAUGCUGUGAGCCAACAAAUGACCGCAAAACGGUCAUAUUCCAUUUAAAUCUACAAAAGGACAAUUACCGAAAUCUUCAAAACAGCCCAGAAGGCUGAGCAAAAAGGGUGGGGGAACUACAGGAAGCAGCCACAUUGUGUAUGACGAAGAUUUCCAGAGAAAACUGUAAAAAGGAA
This is a messenger RNA of Triplophysa dalaica, 3698 nucleotides long. It is a transcript of the gene ccdc146, whose product is annotated as coiled-coil domain containing 146. Lineage: Eukaryota; Metazoa; Chordata; Actinopteri; Cypriniformes; Nemacheilidae. Gene Ontology annotation, cellular component: cytoskeleton. The transcript is spliced from 21 exons. The record is from RefSeq and is a predicted model, not a curated record. Bases 362 to 3220 code for a protein of 952 amino acids.